AUGGGUCAGACCUUAUCGGAACCCGUGGUUGAGAAGGUGUCUUCCGAGGGCGAAGAUGACUGCUGCUUGUACGGUGUCUCUGCCAUGCAAGGAUGGCGAAUUAGCAUGGAAGAUGCCCACGCCGCCGUCCUCGAUCUUCAAGCGAAGUACUCCAACAAGGAUGGCAAACCGACAGAUCCGGCCGAACGUCUAGCCUUCUUUGGUGUUUACGAUGGUCACGGUGGUGAUAAGGUUGCGCUGUUUGCUGGAGAACACCUCCACCGAAUUGUGGCGAAGCAGGAUGCUUUUGCCAAGGGAGAUAUUGAGCAGGCUAUGAAGGAUGGUUUCCUGGCUACUGACCGGGCCAUUUUGGAAGAUCCUAGAUAUGAAGAAGAAGUGUCUGGCUGCACUGCUUCAACUAGCAUUAUCUCAAAGCACAAGAUCUGGGUGGCCAAUGCUGGUGAUUCCCGCUCAGUUCUGGGUGUGAAGGGCCGUGCUAAGCCACUCUCAUAUGAUCACAAGCCCCAGAACGAAGGCGAGAAGGCCCGUAUUACUGCAGCCGGUGGUUUCGUCGACUUUGGCCGAGUUAACGGCAACUUGGCCCUAUCCCGUGCCAUUGGAGAUUUCGAGUUUAAGAAGAGUGCCGAGUUGUCUCCUGAGCAGCAGAUCGUGACCGCGUACCCCGAUGUGACCAUGCAUGAAGUGACUGAGGAUGAUGAAUUCCUCGUUAUUGCCUGUGACGGUAUCUGGGACUGCCAGUCCUCUCAGGCCGUGGUCGAGUUUGUGCGACGAGGAAUUGCUGCCAAGCAGGACCUAUACCGGAUUUGCGAGAACAUGAUGGAUAACUGUCUGGCUUCCAAUAGCGAGACCGGUGGUGUUGGAUGUGAUAACAUGACUAUGACUAUCAUCGGAUUGCUGAAUGGCAAGACCAAGGAGGAAUGGUACAACCAAAUUGCAGAGCGGGUUGCGAGCGGAGACGGCCCUUGUGCUCCGCCCGAGUACGAGUUGCGCACAGCCGAAUUCCGAGGCCCCGGGAUCCGGAACCAGUUUGAGGAUCAGCUCGAUGACUAUGACUUGGAGAUGGAUCGUUCGCGGGCUUUCAAUGAACGUGCGGGUCGGAUCAUUCUGUUGGGAGAUGGCACCGAGGUCAUUCCGGAUCAUAAUGAGGAGGAGUUGUUCGACCAGACAGAAGAUCAGGAUCUGGUUAACCAGGUGCACCCAACUGAUUCAAUUCGGAAUGAUCGUGAAGCCACCCCUGGACCUCAAAGCAAGAACGAUGCCUCUCAAAUAUCCGAGUCCCCGGCUUCCACUGACGACAAGGACAAGUCGACGUAG
Molecule: messenger RNA, 1314 nt
Organism: Penicillium malachiteum
Lineage: Eukaryota; Fungi; Ascomycota; Eurotiomycetes; Eurotiales; Aspergillaceae
Product: PP2C family serine/threonine-protein phosphatase
Exons: 7
Coding region: 1-1314 (437 amino acids)
Biological process (GO): protein dephosphorylation
Molecular function (GO): cation binding; protein serine/threonine phosphatase activity
Source: RefSeq, a predicted model, not a curated record